Molecule: messenger RNA, 429 nt
Organism: Gongylonema pulchrum
Lineage: Eukaryota; Metazoa; Nematoda; Chromadorea; Rhabditida; Gongylonematidae
Source: the annotation of a GenBank genome assembly
AUGGUUACAUCGAAAUCAGUAACAUGGACGGUUGCGCUGUUCGAACUUGUUGCCUCUUGUGCUGCUUUUUUUGGUUCAUUAUCCAUUGUCUGUGCUCAGUUUCAGUCCACAUCCAUCUAUGUCGACAAACAAACACCCAGCCGCCCUCUGAUUGCAAUUUGUAUUGGUAGCCUACUGCUGAUUCUGUUCACAGUUUUUACGAUGAUGGGCCUGUCCAAAGGCAAGCCAUUAUUUAUGGUACCCCGCAUCUUAUUACUGGUAACUAUUCCAUUUAAAUGCCUAGUACCUGUGGUAAAUUACAAACGUGUCAGAACAAAAGAAGGUGCAACUGAUGCGCUUGAUGUAUUACGUACGCAUCCCGGUAACAGCAACACCGCGAUUGUUCAGGCCGCCUUGGUAACCCUGAGGAGUUUCUGUUACUUUGGUUGA